Athalia rosae (coleseed sawfly) is the source of this 1856-nucleotide messenger RNA. Its product is annotated as beta-1,3-glucan-binding protein-like. Lineage: Eukaryota; Metazoa; Arthropoda; Insecta; Hymenoptera; Athaliidae. The transcript has 8 exons. The coding region runs from base 326 to 1765 and encodes 479 amino acids. Gene Ontology annotation, molecular function: hydrolase activity, hydrolyzing O-glycosyl compounds; carbohydrate binding. The record is from RefSeq and is a predicted model, not a curated record. Gene Ontology annotation, biological process: carbohydrate metabolic process.
UCCCAACUGCGUUUACAGAAGACCUUAGACCUCGGUGAAGCACUUCGAGUCGACAAUAUCAGUGAGAAUCAACGAAUCAUCGCUACUUCCUCCUUCCAAUUUCAAUAUUCCCAGUGCAAAAUUACCAAACGUGGCAGUUUGGUCGAGUAGAAGUGCUGGUGGACGUGAUACCGUUGUUGGGUACGGACUGAAGGCAUUAUUCCGUGAAUAUAAUGGCGAAGAUGAAUGUUAAGGAUCAUUUCAUUUAAAAUUAACGUGAAAAAUCCCUGAUUGAUGAUACAAGAUUGAGCUUACAAGGAAUAUUUCUUUAUCUUGGAUUGAAAAAAUGAAUACGUUCAACAUAUCGAAGCAUAGUGGAAUCAAAACAGUUGCGUUGCUAAUCUUUGCAUUUUGCUGGGCUACGGUUAGUGCAGCGGCUUACACGAUUCCUGAACCGGAGAUUAAAAUCAUUGCUCCACGUGGCUUCCAGGUCUCUAUACCAGACGAAAAUGGAAUACAAUUCUUCUCAUUCAAUGGAAACCUCAACAGGCCAAUACGUGUUGAUGCAACCGGAGCAAUAUACGGAGAUCUUUAUGCGGCCGAAUCAGGUCAAUGGAUUUUCAGAGAGAGGCAUACUACAAUUCAACCGGCAGACAUAAUUAAUUAUUGGCUUUACGUCCAAUUGAAUAAUACUUCAUACACGAAGACGGGGACAUGGUCCCAGCGCACAAACGUCAAGCCCACCACAGGGUCCUGCACUCCAAGUGUGACGACAACAGGUCGAGACGAUGUGGUCUGCCAAAGUCAAUUGAUUUUGGAAGAUAAUUUUGAUUCUUUGAAGUCAACGAUUUGGUCACGCGAAAUUCUCAUUCCUUCUCAACCUCAUUACGAAUUUUGUGUCUAUCACAAUCACCCUGAAAGUGUGGAAAUCAGAAACGGUAUUUUACGGUUGAUACCUAGUAUUCUCGAGGACUCUUACGGAGAAGGUUCCAGUGCUAGAGGUUCCAUGAUUCUUGCAGGAUGCACCAGUCAUGUCGCUUACGACUGCAACCGAACGGCUGCCGCGUACAACAUUUUACCACCGGUGAUCUCUGCGCGUCUUACAACCCUUAAUCAUUUCAACUUUCGAUACGGUCGGGUCGAAAUUCGAGCCAAAUUCCCAGAAGGAGACUGGCUUUAUCCCGAGUUGUGGCUACAACCGAAGAAUCCGGCGGAUAGUUCGGAGUACGGAAGUGUGCGUAUUCGGUUGGGAAUGGCCCGUGGAAAUAAUGUAUUAACGGAUGCGUCGAAAAACUACGGCGGGCAGCUAUUGGAAUUUGGAUUGCAGGCUGAUUUAAACCGACAUUUCCGAGAUACAAAGGUGGAAAAAUUGCGCACCACAGGAGAUACCUGGACUCGUGAUUUCCACGUCUAUUCCACUACAUGGCGUCCAGAGGGGUUCAUAUUCCACGUCGAUGGAGAAGAAGUAGGUCGAUUAGAUCCUGGAAACAAUGGGUGGUUCGGCAAUGCAAGUGAUGAUAAUCUCUCGAGUACACGAAAUAAAAUGGCGCCAUUCGAUGGACAGUUUUACAUCACCCUUGGAAUUGGUGUGGGCGGAGUUCGCAAUUUUCCGGAGAAUACACGCAGUGGUGAGGGAUCUGGAUAUGAGAAACCUUGGAGAAACUUAGCUGCAAAGGCCAUGCUUCGGUUCUGGCAGGCAAAGGAUCAGUGGCUACCUAGCUGGAGAACUCGAAAUGCUGACAAAUCGCAACUACAAGUUGAUUACGUUCGAGUCUGGGCUCUGUAAAGGAUUUUUGCGGUGGUUAGCAAUGAGAGUUUCGCGGUCAAGAUGCAGAUCAUUCUGUAUAUGUGAUAUAUAAAAUUUUUAAUAACACUUA